UUUCGCUGCAUUCAUAUAUUACGAGUUAUAUGAAAUUCCCGGUAUAUAAUAUAGUUAAUAUUAUAUAGAUCAUAAAGUAAUAAGUGGGUUUACAUACAACAUCUCUGAAAUAGUAAUUUUGGUUAAAUAAUUUAAGGUAAUUUUUAGUUUUGAUAUUCAAAGGUUAACAAACUGCAAGGACCAAACGUAGAACAUUGUUAUACAUUUAAUACAUUUUUAAUCAAAUCUCAAUGCUUUUACAUCCUUUAUUUGUAUUAUGAUCUAUUUACGAUCAGGAUUAUUCCAAUUCCCUGCAGGACACGGUGGUGGAACAGGUUUUCGCGACGGACAGUGAUCGACCUCCACCUGUGCCCCACAGCACGGUUUUGUUGCGGUGACCUUAACUUCUUUGGGAACAUAUGACGGGAUAUAUUUCCGUUCCAACUGGUACGCACAAGGAUUGCAUUUCUUUUCCCGUACUGUCUUUGCUGUUUGAGGUAUUGGAAUUUUUUUCGGUUCGCACGGCGGACACGGCUUCGUACUUGGUUUCACCCUUUUUGUAUAUGCACGUUUAAUCAAAUGUUGCACGCCUCCCGAUCGCCAUCGUAGCAAUAUCCCGUACAAGUUUUGCAUUUCGCCUCUUCUUCGCGAACGGUCCAGAUUUUUUCUUUUCUUUUUUAUUUAUGAAUUUAAAAUCCAAUUUUGAAGGGUUAAUUCCGAAUGAAGAGGCGACACUUCUAGAAGAAGUGCGUUGACAACUCGAUUAUCAUACAAGUGUAAUUUUAAUUGAUUUGAUUAAUUGACAAUGACGUUUUUUUUGUUUGUUUUGUAAAACUAUACAACGCAAUUUUGUACGAAUCAUUUAUUUAAAAAUGAUUUUAAUGUCAAUAUAUAAUAUAAAGAUAAUUUUGGUAAUAUAAAGGUAUAUUUUGAUGCGAAAGAUUCAACUGAAGCACAAAACGAGAUAACUAUAUAAACAAAGAUUAAGUAUAAAAAUAAAAUGGUAUCUAAUCUCCACUAUGUCGGAUCCUACAGAAGCUAAAACUAAUACUGUAUAAAACUACUAAGUUCUUUUAAAUAUAAAUGUCUCAAUCUCUCAAUUACCAACAAAUUUGCAAUAAUAAUGUUUUAAAAUUCAACAAAUCAAGGGUAUAAAUAGUUAAAAACCAAUUUCGUUACUUCUUAAUACUUAACAAUUCAUUGUUUCGACGUGUUAACACGAUGAUUACCUUGACCUCAAUAGCAUAAUUAUCAUUUGAUGACGAACUAAAAAAAACAAAAUAAGUGGGAGUUCAGCUUCAACAUUCUGCUUCUACAUGUAAAGCUUAACGGGUGUCGGUUUAUAUUCUAUUUUGUUUAGUGAAUUUAGCUAAAUAUUAUUUAUUAUAAUAACUAUACCAAUUAAAGAGUUAUGUAACGCGCGCUUAAUGCGUAAUUAUCAAUAGGUAUGAUAGCAACAAAAUUACGUUAUCUGAAAUUGGGGCUUAGUAACGGUUCAUCCGUAUUUUAUAACGGUGUUGGAACACAAACUAGAGAUAUGGCUGCGAAUACAGAAUCACCCUUAGUACCAGUAAAGGAAGCAAAUCGAUUUGUCAAAGAAUGUCUUGAAGCUUGUGGUACUCCGGAAGAUCACGCGAAAGCUAUGGCCGAUUUACUCAUCGAAGCAGAUUACAGAGGACAUUAUAGUCAUGGAAUGAAUAGAUUAGAAAUGUACGUAAACGACGUGUGUUCUGGAAGUUGCGACGCUAAAGCAAUCCCGAAAAUUUUGAACGAAACAUCAGCCACGGCCUGGGUGGACGGUCAAAACGGAUUAGGAGCUGUUGUGGGAAAUUAUUGCAUGUCUUUGGCCAUGAAAAAAGCCGAAGAAGCAGGAAUUGGUUGGGUUACUUGUAAAGGAUCAAAUCAUUAUGGUAUUGCUGGAAUGUAUGCUUUGAAAGCUAUUAAUAAUGGUUUGCUAGGGAUGAGUUUUACCAAUACUUCACCUUUCAUGGCACCAACAAGAAGUAAAAAGGCUGCACUUGGUACGAAUCCUCUUGCAUUGGGAGCACCCGGUGCCGAAGGCGACAGUUUUCUCUUAGAUAUGGCAACAACUGCUGUAGCUGUGGGAAAGAUAGAAAUCCAAAGAAGAAAAAAUCAACCAAUUCCUGAAGGAUGGGCACAAGACACAGAAGGACACUCAACCACCGAUGCUGAAUUAGCGUACAAAUCAGGUUGUUUAAUGCCGUUAGGAGGAAGCGAAAUACAUUCCGGAUACAAAGGAUUCGGAUUAGGAAUGCUUGUUGAAAUUUUUUGUGGUAUUUUAGCCGGUGCUAAUUAUGGGCCGAAUAUUCGAAAAUGGGGCACAUUCGCAAAGGAAGCCAACCUAGGUCAAACAUUUGUUGCAAUCAAUCCAAAUUGUUUUGCUCCAGGAUUUGAAGAUCGUUUAAGCGAAUUAAUGAGUGGUAUCCGACAAAUGGAGCCGGUGGAUCCAUGUAAACCUGUUCUAAUUCCCGGUGAUCCGGAAAAAUUACAUAUGAAAAGUGUUGAUGAAGCAGGUGGAUUAAAGUAUUUACCAAAUCAAUGGAAAACGUGUGAACAAUUAUCGGAAAGGUUGAAGGUAAAGCGUUUGGAACCUAUAAAAUGAAUUUUUAUGUAUGUACAAAAUAAAAACGAUUUUUUAUAAAAAUA
Molecule: messenger RNA, 2646 nt
Organism: Onthophagus taurus
Lineage: Eukaryota; Metazoa; Arthropoda; Insecta; Coleoptera; Scarabaeidae
Product: putative oxidoreductase YjmC
Molecular function (GO): oxidoreductase activity
Source: RefSeq, a predicted model, not a curated record